AUGGCCAUCGUUGUCAUCGGUCUAUCCGUCGAUCUUGUAAAGGGCCAGGUGGUUGGUGACGCCCCGACAACGACAAAAUAUGGAACAUUUGCUGGCGGAUUCGGGCUGGCAGUGGCUAUCCUGGGCCUUGCCUCUGCGUUCAUUGACGCUAUCCCAGCUCUCGUUGUCAUGGCUGCCGAUGCUCUGAGUGGACUGUUGCUCCUCGGUGGUGGUAUCGCCUUUGCUAUUGGGUUGCGUGGAGUGACUUGCGACCCCAAAACCCAGGAGGAGUAUGAUAUGCUGUCAGACAACGUUCUACUCAACGGGGGAGCUGUCCGAGUCAAAAGAUCGACUGCGCGCGAAGAAAUGACGAUGGGCCGACUUAUGGACAAUUGCAAGAAGGCGACCGCUGAUCAGGCUAUGCAAUUUGUGACUUUUGGUUUUGCGAUGGCCACCGUUGUUUUUGUUUUUUUGGUCUGGAAAAACGGUCGUGGCAGCCGUGGCGGUGCUUACAUCUGA
Molecule: messenger RNA, 498 nt
Organism: Colletotrichum spaethianum
Lineage: Eukaryota; Fungi; Ascomycota; Sordariomycetes; Glomerellales; Glomerellaceae
Exons: 2
Coding region: 1-498 (165 amino acids)
Biological process (GO): protein localization to plasma membrane; eisosome assembly
Cellular component (GO): eisosome; plasma membrane
Source: RefSeq, a predicted model, not a curated record